Molecule: messenger RNA, 240 nt
Organism: Menidia menidia (Atlantic silverside)
Lineage: Eukaryota; Metazoa; Chordata; Actinopteri; Atheriniformes; Atherinopsidae
Source: the annotation of a GenBank genome assembly
AUGGAGGCCAUCAAGAAGAAGAUGCAGAUGCUGAAACUGGACAAAGAGAACGCCAUCGACCGGGCCGAGCAGGCAGAGACGGACAAAAAAGCAGCAGAGGACAAAUGCAAACAGCUGGAGGAUGAGCUGCUGGACCUCCAGAAGAAGAUGAAGCAGACAGAGGAUGAACUGGACAAAUUCUCCGAGGGCCUGAAAGACGCUCAGGAAAAACUGGAACUUUCCGAGAAGAAAGCCGCAGAC